Molecule: messenger RNA, 4253 nt
Organism: Pygocentrus nattereri (red-bellied piranha)
Lineage: Eukaryota; Metazoa; Chordata; Actinopteri; Characiformes; Serrasalmidae
Gene: fev
Product: FEV transcription factor, ETS family member
Exons: 3
Coding region: 15-659 (214 amino acids)
Biological process (GO): cell differentiation; regulation of transcription by RNA polymerase II
Cellular component (GO): nucleus
Molecular function (GO): sequence-specific DNA binding; DNA-binding transcription factor activity, RNA polymerase II-specific
Source: RefSeq, a predicted model, not a curated record
GCGGCUGCACCACAAUGCCCCAGCGCUGCGGAGGAGGAAGCCUUGUGUUUAACAUGUAUCUCUCAGAUCCUACAGAAAAUUUACUGAAGGACAGUAAAAGUUCAUCGUGGAGCCCCAUAAACGCAGGAGUGCAGAAAGGCAGUGGUCAGAUUCAGCUGUGGCAGUUCCUGCUGGAGCUGCUGUCCGACAGCUCCAACACAUCCUGCAUUGCGUGGGAAGGGACGAAUGGUGAAUUUAAGCUGCUGGACCCAGACGAGGUGGCUCGGCGUUGGGGAGAGAGGAAGAGCAAACCCAGCAUGAACUACGACAAGCUGAGCCGCGCGCUGCGCUACUACUAUGACAAGAACAUCAUGAGUAAAGUUCACGGGAAGCGCUAUGCCUACAAGUUUGACUUCCACGGCCUGGCGCAGGUGUGCCAGCCCUCCUCCACCGAGCAGGCCCUCUAUAAACUGCAGACCAACUUCGCCCCCCUCCCCUUCUCAGGCAUCUCCAACAUCUCCAAACUGAACCUGGGACCCCCGGGGUUCUCCUACUGGCCUGCGUCCCCCCAGGCCCUGUACCACAGCCACGGCCUGCAGCCCGGAGCAUUCAGCACUGUUGCCCCUGCGCACCUGAGCUGCGUGAACAACAUCAACAACAUCAACAACCAUUACAACUGAGAGGAGAACAGCACACACAGUGAAAAACCCCCACUGCAGAUUGAACACCAACGGUAAUGGAUUAGCACAUUAAAGUACUGAAUUAACACCUGCAGUACUUAAUGAAUACAUACAGUACUUAAUACAUACAGUACUGAAUUAAUAACUACAAUACUUAAAUAAUACAUGCAGUAUGGCAUAAUAUCUACAGUACUUCAUUAAUACAUACACUACAGAAUAAAUAUCUAUGCUACUGACUCAAUACCGGCAGUAUAAAUAUAUACUUCAGGUGCUGAAUUAAUACAUAUAUACCAAAUGCACACAUACAGUGAUGAAUUAAUACAUACAAGUACUGAAUAAAUACCUACAGUACUGAAUGAAUACCUACAGUACUGAAUACAUACCAACAGAGCAGAAUUAAUACACAAAAUGCUGAAUAUAUAACUACAGUACUGAAUUAAUACAUGCAGUACUGAAUAAAUACCUACAAUAAUACAAUGUAUUAAAUAAUACAGUCAAUGCGUAAUACAGAUUUUCUGUAACAAUCAUACUGACAUUACUGAAUUAACACAGUGUUAGACUGAGUAGUGCUGAAUUAAUAACACUUUCGUCGCUGAAUUAAUAUUUACAGUGCUGAAUAAACACAUUACAGUGUUCUUUUGGUUAAAGCUAUGAGAUUUAAUUCAACACUGCAGGUGUUCAACAGUUUGGAAAAAAAACAACAUUGUAAUGUGUUCAUUUAGCCCUGUAAUGUAUAAAUUCUAUACUUGAAUAUAUUUUAUACUAAUGUAUUCAUUGAGUAUUGAAAUUUCUCAGUAUUCUGAUGGUCUUCUUCAUGUAGUGAUUGAAAACUGUUGUGUUCAUUCAGUACUGAAGUGUAUUAAUUCAGCACUGUAUUUCAUUUGAUACUGAAACAUUAAUUGAGAAUUCUAUGUGUUCAGUACUUUCAUUAGUUCAGUACUGCAAUUUGUUUAUUCAGUACUGCAGUGUAUUCAAUUGGUAAUAUAAUGUAUUUGUUCAGUUAAUGUGUUCGCUCCAUACUGUAAUGUAUUCAUUCAGCACUGUAAUGUGUUUAGAACGUUAAUGUCUUUGGAACUUAAAUGUAUUCAUCGAGUAUUGUAAUGUGUUCUAUACAGUACUCUAUUUUUUUGUUGGUACUCUUUGUAUUUUGUUGGUACAUUAAUGUUUUCAUGGAGUACUGUAAUGUAUUCACUCAGUCCUGAAAUAUGCUGAUUCAGUACUGUAAUGUAUUUUGUUGGUACGUUAAUGUUUUCAUGUAGUACUGUAAUGUGUACACUCAGUGCUGUAAUUUGUUCACUCAGUACUGUAAUGUAUUCAACGAGUACUGUACUGUAUUCACUCAGCACUGUAAUGUGUUCACUCAGUACUAUAGUGGGUUCGCUCAAUGCUAAAAUGUGUUCACUCAAUGCUAAAAUGUGUUCACUCAGUGCUGUAAUGUGUUCACUCAGUACUGUUAUGUGUUCACUCAGUACUGUAGUGUGUUCACUCAGUGCUGUAAUGUGUUCACUCAGUGCUGUAAUGUGUUCACUCAGUGCUGUAAUGUGUUCACUCAGUACUAUAAUGCGUUCACUCAGUACUGUAGUGUGUUCACUCAGUACUAUAGUGUGUUCACUCAGUGCUAUAAUGUGUUCACUCAGUGCUGUAAUGUGUUCACUCAGUACUGUAAUGUGUUCACUCAGUGCUAUAAUGUGUUCACUCAGUACUGUAAUGUGUUCACUCAGUACUGUAAUGUGUUCACUCAGUGCUAUAAUGUGUUCACUCAAUACUGUAAUGUGUUCAUUCAGUACUGUAUUGUUUUCACCCAGUACAGUAAUGUGUUCACUGAGUACUAUAAUGCAUUCACUCAGUGCUAUAAUGUGUUCAUUCAGUGCUGUAAUGUGUUCGCUCAGUACUGUAGUGUGUUCACUCAGUACUAUAAUGUGUUCACUCAGUACUAUAAUGUGUUCACUCAGUGCUGUAAUGUGUUCACUCAGUACUGUAGUGUGUUCACUCAGUACUAUAAUGUGUUCACUCAGUACUGUAAUGUGGUCACUCAGUACUAUAGUGUGUUCACUCAGUGCUGUAAUGUGUUCACUCAGUACUGUAGUGUGUUCACUCAGUACUAUAAUGUGUUCACUCAGUACUAUAAUGUGUUCACUCAGUGCUGUAAUGUGUUCACUCAGUACUAUAGUGUGUUCACUCAGUGCUGUAAUGUGUUCACUCAGUACUGUAAUGUGUUCACUCAGUACUGUAAUGUGUUCACUCAGUACUAUAAUGUGUUCACUCAGUGCUGUAAUGUGUUCACUCAGUACUGUAGUGUGUUCACUCAGUACUAUAAUGUGUUCACUCAGUACUAUAAUGUGUUCACUCAGUGCUGUAAUGUGUUCACUCAGUACUAUAGUGUGUUCACUCAGUACUGUAAUGUGUUCACUCAGCACUGUAAUGUGUUCACUUAGUGCUGUAAUGUGGUCACUCAGUACUAUAGUGUGUUCACUCAGUACCAUAAUGUGUUCACUCAGUACUGUAAUGUGUUCACUUAGUACUGUAAUCUGUUCCCUAAGUGCUAUAAUGUGUUCACUCAGUACAGUAAUGUGUUCACUCAGUACUGUAAUGUGUUCACUCAAUGCUGUAAUGUGUUCACUCAGUACUGUAAUGUGUUCACUCAAUGCUGUAAUGUGUUCACUCAGUACUGUAAUUUGUUCACUCAGUGCUGUUAUGUGUUCACUCAGUACUGUAAUGUGUUCACUCAGUACCGUAAUGUGUUCACUCAGUACUGUAAAGUGUUCACUCAGUACCGUAAUGUGUUCAUGUUGAUGUGUGGGGGUUUCACUGUGAGUACUGUGGUCCACAGUGAUGUUGAUGAAAGUCCAGCUGGGUUAGCAGAUUACAGCUGUGUGAUGCUGGUGAAGGACAUGCUGCAGUUUCACGAGAAUGACGGCUCUUCAGUUUUGCUGAAAAAUUGCAGAUGCUUUAUUCUUCUUUACGUUUCAUGGUGACGGGCUCAGCUGAAGCCCAGCUUAGUGCUCAAGCUCAAGCUUUGUCGAGCAGUGGUGUUGAUAAAGUGAUGUGGCGCCAUCUCAUGGAGGGCAGUCAGUAACAUUUUACCCCUGAUGAUUAUGUAGAAACAUGAUUCAGUCUAUUAUAUUUCUACAGUGGUCUGGAAAACUGCAAUUCAAACGUGCAGGAUAAUCAGCUCAUAUUUGUCCUUGGUUUUAGUUUUUAGUCAUAUUUUUGAUAUUUUUCGACUAUUCUUUGUGAAAAUGCAUCUCUGUGCUAAUCUGUUGUUCAGAGGGUUAGUUAUAAAUGUAUCUGUCUAACAUCCUUAAUGUUUCCUCAGAAUUUUGAUCACAGAGCUUUUUUUUACUCUAGGUGUGUCUGAAUCUCCUACAAUGUUCACUGUGUUAACAAUACUGUAACUAUGAUGCUUCGCACUCAGUUCAGCUCAGCGUUUUCAGAAGGAAGGGUAAACACGUCUCUGGGUGAGUUGCAGCCUCAGUAACACUGCAGCGGGUGAAUGAGUGAUGUGUAAGUUAAAGGAUAAACCGUGUAGAAAGGCUUUCUGCUUUCUGUUCACUAGUGACAUCCAGUUUAUUCAAUAAAGUCACUACACACUGA